Molecule: messenger RNA, 2336 nt
Organism: Paramuricea clavata
Lineage: Eukaryota; Metazoa; Cnidaria; Anthozoa; Malacalcyonacea; Plexauridae
Source: the annotation of a GenBank genome assembly
AUGGCGUCGUUGCAUAUUUCAGCUCUGCUCACUUUGUUCAUUGUGACAUUUAGUUUGUACCUCGUAUACUCAGAAAGAUUGACUUACUUUAAUGAUGGAAUUGCUUGUGAUCAUAGAUGUAUUGGGGCCCUUGGCGAUGCCAGGUUGUGGCUAAAGUGUUCAAACUUUGUAAAAUCUUGUCAACACAGACGAGGGUUCUUCAGACGAAAAAUUGGUUAUUACAGCAAUCAUACAGCCGGGUAUCACUUGGAGAAAAUUGAUUUAGUCGGUAUACAUCCUAACCCUGGACCAUUACAAUCUACUGAAUCUAGUGGUAACCGUCAUAAUAUCAGAUGUUUAUAUCUAAAUGCUCGAAGUGUGAUUAACAAGACAAACGAACUUCAAACAUUUGCUAUAGAUUCCGACUUAAUAUGUAUUACGGAAACUUGGCUCAAACCCAAAAAUUUGGAUUGUGAAAUUUUAUCGGUGAAUGAUUUUGCGAUAUAUCGACAGGAUAGACUUGGUAGAGUCGGUGGGGGUGUUCUAUGUGCAGUGCGGGACUCCCUACCAAGUUGUCGAAGAAAAGAUCUCGAAACUGGAGUUGAAAUGCUUGCUUGUGAACUUAGACCUAAGAACAGGAAGAAAAUUUUAGCUGCCGUUUAUUACAGACCACCAAAUUCUGAUCUCACUUAUUUGAAAGAAAUUAAAAAGUCGCUGCAGCUCAUUUCGAAAGCCAAGUUUGAUCAAAUACUUAUAUGUGGUGACUUCAAUUUACCUGAUAUGGACUGGUCUACGGGUUUGCCAACAACUGGCGAAGCAAUCCAUAAUUAUUUCUCGAAGACGGUUCGCGACUAUUUUUUGUGGCAAUUGGUCGAUUUCCCAACGAGGAAUGAUAAUAUUCUUGACCUAGUGCUUACCAACAUUCCAGAAAAAAUACUGAAUCUCGAAGGUUUUGAUGAUAUACUUGAAACUGACCACAAAAUAUUAAAAUUUGAUUUCAAUUUAAAAAUUCAUCCAAAAAUAAAGUCAAAGCGUACUGUGUUCAAUUUUAAGAAUGCAAAUUGGAUAGCCCUUAAAGAACUGCUGAUGCAUACCCCCUGGGACAUGGCCUUUGUUAAGAAUGACAUAAACAAUUCACUUAGUAUCUGGUGUGAUCUAUUUUUUGCUGCUGUCAAUGAACACAUACCUAAAUGUACAAAACGGUGCGUGACUAAUCCGCCGUGGAUUGACACUGAAUUAUUAAAGCUUAUUCGAAAGAAAACACAUCAAAGAAGGAUAGCCAGCCGUACUAAAUUACCUAUUGAAAUUGAAAAAUUCAAAAUCCUAAGGCGUAAAACAAAACAAAUGAUCGCCAAAAAACGCAAGGAUCACGCUUAUAAAAUUCGGGAUUCUCUUGUGGAAAACCCAAAAAGGUUUUGGGCGCUCAUUAAAUCAUCUACAAUAACAAAACCUAUACCAAAAUUUCUUAGAGAUGGUCAACUGUUUGUAACAGACAAUAAAGCUAAAGCAGAAUUAUUAAACAAAUACUUCCACUCUGUAUUCGCUACACCUGACCAACAUCAGCCACUGCAAUCUCAAUUAUCAGACGUUGUUACACAAAGGACCGUUAGAUACGCUGAUCGUCUGUCGAACAUUGAAUUGACGGAAAGCGAAGUCGCCAAUGUGCUUAAGAGCUUGGAUCCUAAUAAGGCUUGUGGCCCGGGUGGAAUACCGAACAGACUUCUUCAGAACGUGUCGACCGAAAUUGCACCAUCCCUAUGCAAGCUAUUUAACUUGUCGCUAUCCCAGGGAGUUGUUCCUUCAGAAUGGAAGUUAGCAAAUCUUUCGCCGAUUUUAAAAACCGACGACCCAACAGUCUCCUCCAAUUAUAGACCCAUCUCGCUCCUAAAUACAAUUUCCAAGGUACUCGAACGCUGUGUAUUUAAUCAUUGUAGUAAGCAUCUGGAGCCUCAGAUAUACCAUUUACAGCAUGGUUUCAUGAAGGGUCGAUCAACAGUAACACAACUUGUUGAGGUCUAUGAUGAUAUUGUAAACUCUGUCGCAAGUGGAAAGGAGGUAGAUGUGUUGUAUCUUGAUCUAGCCAAAGCAUUUGACAAAGUGCCUCAUAAUUUGUUACUCUUGAAACUUCAGUUGCAUGGUAUCACAGGUCCACUAUUGUUAUGGAUGAAGAGUUAUCUUUCUGAACGAAAACAGAGGGUUGUCCUGGAAGGUGCUUCUUCUGAUUGGCUACCAGUAACAUCAGGCGUGCCACAGGGCUCCAUUCUAGGACCUUUGUUGUUUUUGGUUUAUGUGAAUGAUCUACCAAGUUGCAUUAUUAACAACUCGAAUAUUGCACUUUUCGCUGAUGACUCGAAAUG